CGACGCGGUCUUUUCAUUGCUACCACUUCUCCUUGGGUCGGAAUGUUGCAUCUCUGGAAGCCUCCCUCGAAUGCUCUAUAAUAACUCCAAGCUCCGAACGAGUCUAUUCGCAAACUCGUCCCCCGCUUCGCCACUGGAAUGGCUUCGACAACCUCCGCCGCCGCCUCGAUGGCCGCGUUCCUCAAGUCACAGGAUUUGGCUGUCGCAGAGCGAUAUUUCAAAAUGGCGACCACCAUGCUACUCAUGUGGCACUACCUUUUGACUAUCGACAAGGAGGUCGCUUUCUUUUGGCGACGAAGAUUCUCCGGAGUGUGCGCACUCUUCCUCGCAAACCGUUACAUCAUCCUCGUCGUCAUCAUCUAUCAAUCUCCCUGGUGGAAUGUGCACUUCUCGCAGAGAUGGCAGUGCCAGACGGCGAUAUAUCUACAGACCAUCUUCGCCUACAUGCAGUACCUCGUCUGGGCAGUGUUCUCGUUUCUGCGUGUAUAUGCACUGCAGAUGCGAUGGGAAUGUGCGGUCUUCGUUCUCAUCCUUUCACUUGGUCACGUUGCGUACGGUAUAUGGGUCACAGCAACAGAAGCCGUCGUAUUCGAUACGUCGCCAAAUAGUUGCCAUUCACGCCCCCCCUGGUCAGCGGAGUUGAACACCGGGUUGGCAAUUGCCGCUCGCGCCGCCCUCGUUCUUGCAGAGAUGAUCGUCAUGGCUGUCGCCUGGUCGAAAAUGAGUCCCCGCCGUCAUAGAGCGGACAUCGUACGCGUUCCCUAUAGACCGCUGACGCUGUCAUCUGUAUUUUACGAGAACGGCAGAAUCUUUUUCUUGUACAAUCUAGAAGCUAUUCCUCUCCUUAUCGUUACUGACUGUCAUUUCAGACUGAUGUUGGUCGCGCACACAGUCUACCUGGUGAACCGGACGGUUACGGUCUCGGCUACCACGACACCGGCACUGCUGUAUUUCGUGCAGUUCGGACCCCUCUUGAUCGAGCCCACGAUCGGGAUCCUCGUCAACCACUUCCUCAUCUCCCUCCAAGAAGCCGCCAACCGGCGCACGUACCACUUCGGACUCGAUACCCACCCGCACCUCGCGACCUCUGACAUGGCGCAGGACUUGACCAGGUGCCGUCCGAUCAGCCUGGUGCAGUUCGCGCGCGCGGACGUCGACGAAUGGCUGGAGUUCGAGGGUGCCGGCGCGCCUCCCGCGCUCGCUGACGGCGGCGCGUACGCGCAGUGGGAAGAGGAGUGUAUCGAGGCGCUGAAGAAGGUGCAGGCAAGGGUCAGCAGCUCGGAUUGCGACGAGUGGGUGUAG
This is a messenger RNA of Trametes versicolor FP-101664 SS1, 1302 nucleotides long. RefSeq lists its product as uncharacterized. Bases 139 to 1302 code for a protein of 387 amino acids. NCBI's taxonomy places the organism in Eukaryota, Fungi, Basidiomycota, Agaricomycetes, Polyporales, Polyporaceae. The record is from RefSeq and is a predicted model, not a curated record. The transcript has 11 exons.